CUUCGGAAUAACCCGGCAGAUCCUAGUUGGGUUCCACGUUUACCGCGGGUGGCCCAGCUGCGAGGCUCACGGCUCAUGGUACAAGGCUGGGAACGAGACGUAGCCCGAAGCGCCGCGUCCGUGAGAUGCGUGCAAGGAUUCCUAAGCAGAAUGUUGUGUCAAGGACAGCACCAUUUGCUACCCUUGUGGGAAUUGCAUAAUACUUAUUACCAUGGAAAUUAGGACUGUGCCGAAGUUUAUGAAUGGAAUUGUGGGCAUCCUGGAAACUCACAUUCCUUAUGAAGUUGUGGCUUUCUCUGACUGUCGGCUAAGACUCCUCAUCUACAUAUACAACUUUUCUGGAUUGACAUAGGACCAAAUUAAAAGGCAAUGUUCUUCUGGAUUACACUUUACUUUCCUUCAGUUACUGUGGCACCUACCUGGCAAGUUACUCCUCCCUCCUAGAAUUUGAACUGGCCCUCUGUUGCAGCUUGAAUCUGAUCCCUGGACCAAGACAGGAACUCCGUGUGCCAAGGGGUGUCCCUCCCCCCAGAAAAUGUACUGUCCCAGGAAACCAUUGCUCUGCAGUACUGCUCUGCAUCACAGUGGAUCAGCUCCAAGGCCUUUGUGAUUGUGUGCAUCAUAUGUGAACAUCUGGAUACACACUGCUGUUAGCUACAGCCCUUGGAUUUCUUUAAAUGAAGUCUUAUGUUAGAGACCAUAGAUAUAUCAAUUCUGCAAAAUUUCCCUGGAUUCAAGGCCCCAAGCAAACUCAGAAGCCCCAAUGGCAGAGCCCUCUGUAUCCAGGUACCACUUGCAGAGAUGGAUAUCAAUGGUCAUUGUCAUGGUCCAUGCAUGUGGGUCAGAAAAAAGAAUUUUCCAGCAUAAUGAGGUGAAGAGAAAGAAGAAUUUAUUGAGAUGAGAGAGGCUGCUGAUUGCACAGCAAGACAACUUCCUGAUAAUCAGGGAGAGCCCCACCCCCCACCCCCAUGGAUGGGUGCAAGGAUUCCCUAAGCAGAAUAUUCAUUUUGUCAACGAUAGCACCUUUUGCUACCCUUGUGGGAAUUUCAUAAUAUUUAUUAACAUUGAAACCAAGAAAAGGACUGUACUGCAGUGUAUAAAUGGAAUUGUGGGUGUCAUGGCAACUAACAUUCCUUAUGAAGUUGUGGCUUUCUCUGACCGUCGGCUAAGACCCCUCAUCUACAUAUACAACUUUCCUGGAUUGACCAGAAGGACCAAAUUAAAAGGCAAUGUUCUUCUGGAUUACACUUUACUUUCCUUCAGUUACUGUGGCACCUAUCUGGCAAGUUACUCCUCCCUCCCAGAAUUUGAACUGGCCCUCUGGAACUGGGAAUUAGGUGUCAUUUUGUGCAAGAAGUCACAACCUGGUGUAGAUGUAAGCCAGAUGACUUUUAACCCCAUGAACUGGUGCCAGCUGUGCUUGUCAAGUCCAAGUGCAGUGACUGUUUGGACCAUUGAAAGAUGUAACCAAGAACAUUAUCUCAAAGCAAAGUCAGUAAAACUGCCUAUGGAAGAUGGGUCAUUUUUUAAUGAAACAGAUGUAAUUUUCCCCCAAUCGUUGCCCAAGGAUCUUAUCUAUGGACCUGUGCUCCCUGUGUCAGCCAUUGCUGGGCUAGUGGGUGAAGAGGCAGAAACUUUCAGGCCUAAAGAUGAUCUAUAUACUUUGCUUCACCCUACUAUGCACUGCUGGACUCCAACAAGUGACCUAUACAUUGGCUGUGAAGAGGGUCAUCUUCUUAUGAUAAAUGGAGAAAACUUGAAGGCAACCGUGCUUAGUAAAAUGGAAGACGGAACACCAAACAUUGGAAGGAGUCAUAUAAGUCCGGUCACCAUGGUGUAUCAGAAGGGAGGCGUGCUUGCUUCUGGAAUUGAUGGCUUUGUAUAUUCUUUUCUUAUUAAAGAUACAAAUUACAAAGUAGAGGAUUUUCUUGAGAUUGAAGAGCCUGUGGAACAUUUGAUAUUUUCUCCCAGUUACAAAAUGCUGCUAAUUCAGACAGACAAGGGAUCUGUUUAUAUUUAUACUUUUGGUGAAGAGCCAACCUUUGAAAAAAUCCUGGAAGCUUGUGAUGGGAAAUUUCAGGCAACAGAUUUUAUCACACCAAGAAGUGAAUACUGCAUGACCCUCACAGCUUCAGGGGAAGUUUGUAUUUGGGAUAUAGAAGAUGGUUUGUGUGCCAGCAGGAUUUAUCUGAAAAUCCCAGCAACAGUUCUGGCUUGCUCUCCCUCCUCCCUCUCUGCGGCCGUGGGGACCAAGGAUGGUUUUGUCCACUUCCUUGAUGUCCGGAAUGUGGAAUCCCCUCAGGCAGUUCACAAGGCCUUUCUCUCUGAAUCUCCAGUGCAGCACCUCCUGUAUGACCAGAGAGGAAUGUAUCUAUUAGUUGGAACAUCAGAAGGAUAUAUCUUUGUUAUCAAUGCCAAACCCUCAAGCUUAUUUCAGAUUCUUGGAUUCAUAGAGAUCGGCAAAGGUAUUUUGCAAAUAUCCACAGUGUCUCUUUUGGAAAAAGACAUAGUGAAAGUGAUGGUCCUUUACCCACUUCCAGAUACAGGAAGAAGCAGACUGGAAAUAUUUACUCUGCCUAAAAUAAUACCACAAGUUUCUGCAAGCUUUGCUGAUGAACGAGGGAGGCUGAGAGAUGAAUUAAUUCAUAAGUUUGUGUAUGAGAUAGAGCACACUCUGUCCUCUGCAGUCUUGAAUUUUCAAAGUAACCGAAUAUAUGGCUUCUGUAAUCAAGUGCCAUACAUCUGCAGCUAUCUUCUUCCUGAAAAACAGGAACAUGGUGGUGUUUGCAUUCUUAAGCCAUACCAAAAAGUACAAAGCAAACAAUACGGAUCUGGAAUGCUCUCCUUGUCUCCACAUGGAUUGUGGCUCAUAACAAUAGCUAAAUGUGGAAUUCUGUGUGUCCGGGAUAUUCAUACCUUGGAAGUAUUUGCUCGGUGUCGGAGUCAUUCUCACCAGGGGCACGGGAUUCAGUCAGUGAGAAUUUCAAUGGAUGGACAAAACAUUCUGGUGAAUGGGAGAAACGACAGCACGCUUGUUAACCUGAGAUGGAGGCGGUUUGGAGGACACUUAGCCAAUGAAAUUCUUGAAUAUAAUCAGCAACUUUUAACUUUCCUAACAAACAUCAUGGAUGAGGAGAAUGAUUAUUUAAGUAUAACACAAAGAGAUUCCUUGGUUUUGGAAUCAGCAUCUGAACACACAAUACAUGAGAAUAGGCGGUCAAGCACUGACUCAUCGCAAGAGGAAUUAGUCCAAGUUGGUAAUACAGAGGCAAUUCCCUGGAUACAACAGAAGAGCCAAGAGGCCAUCAAAAAGGAGGUUAAACUGUUUUCCAACAAAAGGAAAGAGAUAAAAAGAAAAAUCAAAGCGCUUGCUAAAACUGUUCUGGACAUGAUGGAAGAAAAUGAAGCAGUAGACAAUAUCGCAAAAUUAGAGCAACAAGAAUUUGGCCUGGAUCUUGAAGAGCUGGAAAGGCUCCAUCAUAAAAGUGAGGAAGAAGUGGCAAAGAUAAGAAAGGAUGUUGAGAUGCAAAACCUAGCCAAGAGAUAUUUGGCUGAACUUAUCAAAGAAGAAUGCUGGAAUUCGAUGGCUGUGAAAGGCCGAGCUCUUAAGUGCUUUCACAUCCCCUAUGUGGUUGAGAACUUCCCAAUGAAAGAACGUACAGAUGAAGAAUUGAAAGAAUUGAAAAGAGUUGUGCAGCAAAAGAAGAUUGAAGCAGAGUGUCUUAAACUUCGGAAGGAAAUUGUAGAGGUUCAGUCUGCAAUUACUAUGGUUAAAAAGCAUCAUGAAGAGGAGGAUGAAGAAGAGGAAGAAGAUGGGACAACAAAAGAUACCAACUUGCCCAAUUACCUGCUUGGCAGUCUGAGUACUGAUUUUAGGGUGCAUACCUCUUUGUUGUCAAGCCAACUAGAACUUCAUUCCAGAGAGGAGAAAAUCAACCAAAUUAUAUUACUGAAAGAUAUUAUUUACAAGGUGAAAACUACUUUCAACAGUGAGUUUGAUGCUGCAUAUAAACAAAAAGAGUUUGAAAUUGCACGUGUGAAGGAAAAAAAUGUAAGAAUUCAGGAAAUUAUUUUAGAUCUGGAGUUGGAAGAAUCAGUCUGGCAACCAGAAUUUGAGGACUGUGAGAAGCCAGAGAGAACCCUUGUUGUGAAAAGUAGUGAGAUUACUGCUCAUAAACAUAUUAAUCCAUGGCAAAAAUCCAAAACAGAAUUGCUUGUGGCCCAUGAAAUGGAGCAGUCGCUUCUAACGAGGGGCUCCGACGCAAGACGCCGAGCCCUCAUGGACAUGAUGGGAGGAGUUCUGGAAGUCAAGAAGGAAGACAUUUUGAGAAUGGUGAUUCCUCAACCUGCUUUCAUGGCAAAACCUGACGCUUUGUGGUCUGAAGAGGAAAGGAAACAAUUCAAAGAAUAUGAGAAAAAAGUCAAGGAUUUAAAUGAAGAAAGAGAUAAGUAUAGAAAGUCAUUAGAAGCAGAAAUGAAGAAACUUCAAAACUCUAUUCAAGAAAACACACAGAAUUUUGAUGAACAUUUGAAAAAACUCUUCGAAAGGAGAGUGAAAGCAGAGAUGGUUGUCAACCAGGAGGAAUUGAAGAUAAACAACCUUGUUUUUUCUUUACUGUUGGAUGAAGAAAUAAGCUCCAGAGAAACAUUCUUGAACAACUACCUUACACGGAAGCAGGAGGAGAAAAGCCAGACAGCAGAAGUCGUCCGGAAAUCAAGAGAAGACCUUGAUGUGUACAAGGAACACUAUGACAACUUACUGGCAGAAGACAAAGUUCUGGAUCGUAGCUUUAAAAAGGAGUUUUCUGAAAUUCCCAGUCAUCAGGUGGAUAUACUAUACAAACUGUUUAAACGCCGACCAAGGAUUCACAGACAGAAAGUGCACGCAGAUACAACCAGUCUUGUGCCUUUUGGAGAACGACCAGGAUCUGGGAAAUUGAAUAAGGAUGCCUUUGCCCAGCUAAUGAAAGCCAUGGAUGACUUGGACAAUAUUAAUAACAUGCCAGAAGGCUUGGACCCCUCGGUCUGGGAGCAUUUCUGCGUGACCAGACGAGCAAAAGUGGAAAAUGAACAGAAAGUAAAGCAGAAAGCAGCUGGCUUAAUGGAAAUGGUGGCUUUCCUCCGGAGGAGAACAGAAGAUGAUGAGAGGGUGCAACAGGAAAUUGAAAAAGUGCUCCAUGAGCUCGUCCUACUACAGGAAGACAAAGUGAAAUUCCAGUUGAAUUUGACAAUCCAGAUCCUCCUUAAACAAGGACAAGUAGAGCUGGAGAAUUUCCAGUUCCUGCUGGAGUAUCCUGAUGCAAUCCUCAUCAACAAGAACAUAAUUGAAGACUUGAAUUCUGUGAUUCGGACUCAAGGACAAAAGAAAGUUGCUAGCAUGAUGGAAAGUAAAAAUGUUCAUAAAGGAAUAUUUCAGAUUGAGUGGGAACAUAAGAAAAUGGAGAUGGAAAUGGAAGAUCUAAAUCAGAAGGCUUGGGAUAUUCAGAUGCUGUUUUUUUCAAGAGAUCGUCAAAAGUUCCUAAAUGAACCAAACUAUGAGACUCUGAUUGCCAUUCAAAUUGGAAUAAUGGAGCAAACCAUUGCUGUUUUAGAUAAGACCCACAAAAAGAAUGUGGAAAACUGCAAAAAACUACUUAAAAAACUGGGAAGGUGCAGCAGUCAAAAAGAUGUAGCAAAUUAUACUCUAAGCUGCAGCUUACGAGAAGAGUUGGUGGCUGUCUCGGAGAGAAAAGACAUCUGUAAUGCAGUGGGGUCUAAACUGACUUGUGAAAAGAUUGCAAAAGAACGAUAUGAAAACAUGAUGCAACAACAAAAGUUAACAAAAAUUUCAAAAGAACAAGCAGAGCAGAUUUCAAUACUACAGGCUGAAGUUGAAAGAUUAAGGAUGAAAACAUUUCCUGCUCUUGUUCAAAUGUAA
Molecule: messenger RNA, 5917 nt
Organism: Sus scrofa (pig)
Lineage: Eukaryota; Metazoa; Chordata; Mammalia; Artiodactyla; Suidae
Source: RefSeq, a predicted model, not a curated record